AUGAGCCAAUACGCGAAUUCCAGCGAAUCCGAAUUUCCAUCCGACUUAAUUGAAGCAGUCCAAAUCGCCCAUGAAAAUUUUACCGGAGAAAAUGUCACCGAAGAGCCAUGCGUCUAUGUGCUUGCUCAUGAGAGAAUGCUGAACAACGCGGAAUCGGAAUUCAUUAUUGAGGGUGUCUUCAGCACCCUAGACUCAGCGAACCAAAGAACAAUGGAUCUAUUCAAGGGAUAUUAUACAAACUACCAGCCAUCCGACUUCUACGCCCAAGGAGUCUGGCAAAACAUUGGGGGAAAUUCCGUCGGCUGGUAUGUCUCAGGAACGGAACAUUGGCUCUGGAAAUCCAUGAUAACGGGGGGAGAACUUGUCGAAUAUACGCCGAAAGACACGAGAUCGAGUGAUAAUUUUGAUUUUGAUUUUUUAGAGAUAAUCUCUGCCUUGAACUGA
Penicillium manginii is the source of this 444-nucleotide messenger RNA. RefSeq lists its product as uncharacterized. The record is from RefSeq and is a predicted model, not a curated record. The transcript has a single exon. Bases 1 to 444 code for a protein of 147 amino acids. Lineage: Eukaryota; Fungi; Ascomycota; Eurotiomycetes; Eurotiales; Aspergillaceae.